AGUUUCUAAUGGAAAAAAUAAUAUGCUUUGCCUAUUCAACUCAUCAAAAAUAGCGAUAGAAACAGAAAAUAUAUCAGCAGCCAAUUGUGCACAAUCAGGAAAUAGAAACCAAAAAGAAGGUGGGCAUGAUGAUAUUCUGUACUCUAGUAUCUGA
This is a messenger RNA of Cetraspora pellucida, 154 nucleotides long. The record is from the annotation of a GenBank genome assembly. Lineage: Eukaryota; Fungi; Glomeromycota; Glomeromycetes; Diversisporales; Gigasporaceae.